AUGUUUUCCACACGCGCUGGCUCGGGUGAAAGGAACACUUUCUCAUUAGACGCCUGCUUUCGCUUAGGGCACACAUCCCUUGUAAUACUGAGCACUCGCUUCCUCGUUUUCCACACUGCAUCCGUUGGCGCUUUUGGGAGCCACAUCAUCGUGCGCUAUUGCAUUGUCACUAUAGACGGACUAUUUUGGGAGUUUUAAUGUUUACGGCUUCAUUGCCUGGAGGAUACCUAUACCCAAUUUGUCUUACAGCAUUAAUCACUCGAUCAAAGAUCACUUCCUACUCAAUACUUUCUGCUACUAUACUUGCUCAAUGUGAAGCACGCUCACGAUCGAUGGUAUCACUACUUCACGAACACGGUUGCGCUUACGACAAUCAGUAUAGACAAGCGUCUUGGAUGAUUGCUGUGCCUGCAGCUUUCCCGGUCGUCAGCCGAGGCCACGUUCCCUGCCGCGUCGCUACACCUUUGAUGCAAGCCCUAGGGAACGUGGCGCUGGCGGUGGUGUACUCAGCCCUAAUCGCAUUGGACUGGCGUGAUCAGUGCUUGAUACGGUGCCCUUCCAGCCGUUCGCAAGGCUGCUGUGUGACGUUGCGCUUACAUCUUUACAGGAACCAACACAAAAGUGUAUCAAGAUCCCUACAAGUAGCUUCACCGUUCAACUUCGCCUAUGGCUUUGGUUCUGCACAUGUGCGGCCCAAAGUCGCGCGUGACUGCCUGUUCCAAGGUCAGAAAGGAAGCGCCCCACGCACGCCGGCCCGCUGCUCGCAAACGAUUGUGACCUCAUUGUCCGGUCACACAUCCCGGCCACGUUCCAAGAAAAUGGUCAAUUCAUUUUUACCGUCUCGCAUCGGACUGGGAUGGUCUCAACCGUCUGCACACUUGCUGUUUCAUUGCCAUUACUUCUCAUUUUGGAGCAUUGCAGGGUUUGCUAACGCGUACAGCUGUCACUGCACUCCACAGUAGCACGAUGCAUCGACACCCAACCUUAACGUUGACCGCUUCAAGCCAUCCACUUUUGCACGCCGUCAAAACUACGGUGCGGGGUUGUACAGCA
Messenger RNA from Didymella exigua CBS 183.55, 1053 nucleotides. RefSeq lists its product as uncharacterized. The record is from RefSeq and is a predicted model, not a curated record. NCBI's taxonomy places the organism in Eukaryota, Fungi, Ascomycota, Dothideomycetes, Pleosporales, Didymellaceae. Bases 198 to 962 code for a protein of 254 amino acids. The transcript has a single exon.